Exophiala dermatitidis NIH/UT8656 is the source of this 1695-nucleotide messenger RNA. Its product is annotated as serine/threonine kinase 16. NCBI's taxonomy places the organism in Eukaryota, Fungi, Ascomycota, Eurotiomycetes, Chaetothyriales, Herpotrichiellaceae. Gene Ontology annotation, molecular function: transmembrane transporter activity. The record is from RefSeq and is a predicted model, not a curated record. The transcript has 2 exons. Gene Ontology annotation, biological process: transmembrane transport. Bases 1 to 1695 code for a protein of 564 amino acids.
AUGGUCUUUCUCGGGAUUCUCAACGACACCAAGCUCCCCCAUGUGCCAGGCACGGUCAUCCUAGAGGAGGAUGCCGCUCACUCUGAGGCGACGACGGGCGGGCUCAAGCAUGGCACUGGCCGAAAUGCGAACAUUGUGCUGGUUCCGCAGCCUUCGAACGACCCGAACGACCCCUUGAACUGGCCGAUGAGCAAGAAACUGACCGCCUUGGGCAUCAGCUGUUGGGGAUCCAUCCUCUACGGUGCUGUGGUCAGCGCGAUGCUGAACUCGGCGUUCGCCGAGAUGUCGGUGGAAAUCAACACCACCAUUGCCGACCUCGUCCUCACCUCUGGGUAUCAGACUCUCGUGGUCGGGGUGACUGGCCCGCUGUUCUCAGCCUUGUCACGGAAAUGGGGCAAACGACCGAUUUUCCUACUGGCCUCCAUCAUCUGCUUGGUGGCUGAUAUUGUAGGCUCGUGCGUGAACAGCUACCAGGGCGUUUUGGCUUCGCGGAUUCUUCAGGGGUUCGCGAUUGCCCCUUACGAGUCGUUGAUCUUCACGCUGAUCAGCGACCUGUUUUUUGUUCACGAGCGCGGCGUUUACGCUUCAUGCAUCAAUUUCAUCCUGGCGGGUAUUUCCAACCUCACCGGUGUUAUCGCUGGUCCUAUCACAUCCAACCUUGGUUGGCGAUGGCUGUACUAUCUCCUCGUGCUCUUUGGCGGAAUACAGACCAUCUGCCAAUACCUUUUCGUGCCCGAAACCAGCUACAACCGGGACCAGCGGUACGAGAUUGACGAGAUCAAAGAUGACAACCUGCAAGACCUGGCGGCCCUCGAGUACCAGGAGAAGCUAAACUCUGAAAAGUCCGCCGGCACGGCCACGGCAACGCACGCCGAAGACGGCAACGUGUCUCGCAUAUCUUCCCGCGAGGUGGCCCCGCCCGUCUACCACAAGAAGACGUUUGUGCAAGAACUGGCGAUUUUCAGCGGGACAUAUUCGAACGAGAACUUUUUGGCGCUCAUCAUUGCCCCGUUUGCCGUGGUGUUGAACUUGGCCGUCAGCUGGAUUCUGAUCAUGAACUCGAUGUUCGUGGUGCUGUAUGUGGUCAUCGCAUUUACGCUGGCCCAGCUGUUCUCGUCUCCCCCCUAUCUGCUCACGCCCGCGAGCAUUGGAUACCUUUCGCUCGGCCCCUUUGUGGGCGGCGCUUUGGGAUCCAUCAUUUUGGGAGUUAUGUCCGACCCGCUGAUCAAAUGGUGCGCCCGACGCAACCGCGGCAUCUACGAGCCGGAAUAUCGUCUGAUCCCAUGCGUACUGGGGGUUUUGGCGGGCGUCGGUUUGUUUCUAUUUGGGCAUCUGGUGUCCACAGGCGCGUCCCCUUAUGCUUGCGCCACCGCCCACGGCCUGAUGCUAUUCGGUGUCAUGUUCGCCUGCAUUUCUACUUCGAAUUACGCUCUGGAUGCCUACCGCGGCAUGGCCAACGAGAUCUUCAUCGCCAGCAUGGCCGUCAAAAACCUGAUUUUGUAUGGCUUUAGUUAUUUCGUCAACAACUGGACUGCCCAGGUCGGACCCCAGCAUGCCUUUUAUGUCUGGGGCGGCGUCGGCUUUGCACUGAUGGCUACCUUGCCCGUCGCCUUCUUCUUCGGCAAGAAAUACCGCAGCUUUUGGGCCAGACAGAAUCUCUUUGAGAGAUUGCAUAUUAGGACGCAUGAGGAGUGA